AUGAAAGAACCAAUCCCACCCCCUACCGAUACCAUUGCCGAUUCUCCAGCUAAGCAGCUUCGUUUCCUUGUCAUCGGCGCCGGAUCUCGUGGAAAUGCUUACGCGCGCGCCGUCACAACCGCAACACCAGGUGUAAUCCACGCUGUCGCCGAGCCCCACUCCUUCAAGCGGAGUGAAUUCGGACGAAAUUACAUCUGGAACCACGAUACCCCAAGCGAGGGCCAACAAUUCGCAGAUUGGCGCGAGUGGGUGAUAUGGGAAACCAAGCGAAGGGCGCAGGCACAGGCACACAGCGAUGGGACACACGCAAAUGGAAGCAUACCGCCAGGUGUCGACGGCGUCUUCAUCUGCACAUUAGACGAAACACACGUCGAAGUUGUCCAAGCCCUAGCUCCUUUCAAGCUCCACAUUCUCUGCGAGAAACCUCUGGCCCUCUCACUAGACGACUGCUUAACCGUCUUCCGAACCCUCCAACCACCAGAAGGCGAAACCAAAACACCACGAGCCCCAUCCAACAUUUUCUCAAUUGGCCACGUCCUCCGCUACAGUCCACACAAUAUCCUCCUCCGCAAACUGCUUCUAGCAGACAACAUAAUCGGCGACAUCAUCUCCCUCGAACACUGCGAACCAGUAGGCUGGUGGCACUUCUCUCACAGCUACGUCCGCGGCAACUGGCGCCGCACCACCCCAGCAGGAGAUGGGUCUCUCCUCACAAAGUCCUGCCACGACAUCGACUUUAUCCUCUGGCUCCUGUGCUCCCCGCCGCCCGCAGAAACAAGCAAAGCAACCGUGUCCAAUCCGCACUUUCCCCGCACCAUCUCCUCCACAGGAACAAUGACCCAGUUCCGCCCCACGCGCAAACCAAAAGCAGCAGGCAACUCAACGAACUGUCUGACUUGCCCAAUAGAACGAGAUUGCAACUACAGCGCCGUGAAAAUCUACAACAACCGCCACCUAGCAACAGGCCACACAGGCUGGCCAGUGGACAUUGUAGCCCCAGACAUCGAAGACGUAUUCCGAGCACAAGGCUCGAACGCCGCCGAAACACACCUUCUAUCCAAGCUAGCGGAAGACUACGAUAAAGGCACAACGCCCGACUCAACAAUCGCCUCGAAACCAUGGUACGGCCGGUGCGUCUACGAAGCAGACAACGACGUCUGCGACGACCAAGUCGUCACAAUCACCUGGGACGACGAAGAAAGCGCCCCGCACCGACUUGCGAAAACGGCUUCGUUCCAUAUGAUUGCGCCAACGGAGAAACAGUGUGAGCGGCGGGGACGGGUCUACGGCACCAAGGGCGAGAUUGCGUAUGAUAGUCAUACUAUUUCGAUAUUCGAUUUUGGAACGGGCGAGACUACUGUUCUGGAUGUUCCUAAGCCGCCGCCUGAGCAGAAGGAGUCGCAUGGCGGGGGUGAUUAUGGGCUUGCGAGGCAGUUUGUUAGCGCUGUUCAGGCUGUGGAAUCUUUUGGAAUCGGGGUUGAGGAGGCGCAGGCUAGAUUCGUGGGUUGUUCGCUUGAAGAGGCUGUUCGGAGUCAUGCUGUUGUUUUCGCGGCUGAGGAGGCGAGGAGGGAGGAGAGGGUUGUUCGGUGGGGGGAGUGGUGGGGGGAGAAGUUGAGGGCUUCUGCGGAUGGGUGGGAGUGA
This is a messenger RNA of Penicillium nucicola, 1641 nucleotides long. RefSeq names its product Gfo/Idh/MocA family protein. The coding region runs from base 1 to 1641 and encodes 546 amino acids. Gene Ontology annotation, molecular function: nucleotide binding. The record is from RefSeq and is a predicted model, not a curated record. NCBI's taxonomy places the organism in Eukaryota, Fungi, Ascomycota, Eurotiomycetes, Eurotiales, Aspergillaceae. The transcript has a single exon.